AUGCGCGAAUGUAUUUCAAUCCACGUCGGCCAGGCCGGAGUCCAAAUCGGCAACGCUUGCUGGGAGCUCUACUGUCUCGAGCACGGGAUCUCGCCAGAUGGAACGAUGCCCGACGAUAACUCUGUCGGUGUAACUGACGAUGCUUUCAACACUUUCUUUUCCGAAACUGGCCAGGGGAAGCACGUCCCUCGGGCGAUUUUCUGCGACUUGGAGCCGACCGUCGUCGAUGAGGUGCGACGCGGCGAGUACAAAGAUCUCUUCCAUCCGGAGCAGAUGAUCAGUGGCAAGGAAGACGCGGCGAAUAAUUAUGCCCGAGGGCAUUAUACGAUCGGCAAGGAAAUGAUCGAUUCCGUUUUGGAUCGAACGCGACGUCUGGCAGACAACUGCUCCGGCCUUCAAGGAUUUCUGAUCUUUCACUCCUUCGGUGGCGGAACUGGUUCUGGCUUCUCAUCGCUUUUGAUGGAGCGUCUUUCCGUCGAUUACGGGAAAAAAUCGAAGCUAGAAUUCGCCAUUUACCCGGCUCCGCAGAUCUCCUCCGCGGUGGUUGAGCCAUACAACUCGAUUCUGACAACUCACACGACUCUCGAACAUUCCGACUGCGCUUUUAUGGUCGACAACGAGGCAAUUUACGAUAUUUGCAGGAGAAACUUGAAUAUCGAGCGACCAAGCUACAUUAAUUUAAAUCGACUGAUCUCGCAAAUUGUGAGUUCGAUUACUGCUUCGUUGCGAUUUGACGGAGCUUUGAAUGUCGAUCUGACUGAAUUUCAAACGAAUCUUGUUCCAUACCCAAGAAUCCACUUCCCUCUGGCAACUUAUGCUCCAGUGGUAAGCCGCGCGAAGGCAUCUCACGAGCAACAUACAGUAAUGGAAAUCACCGGCGCGUGCUUCGACCCGGCGAAUCAAUUGGUCAAGUGCGACCCCCGUACCGGCAAGUACAUGGCUUGCUGCCUGCUCUACCGCGGAGACUUGGUCCCCAAGGACGUCAACGCUGCCAUUGCGCACAUAAAAACAAAGCGGACGAUUCAAUUCGUUGAUUGGUGCCCGACCGGCUUCAAGGUCGGUAUCAAUUACCAGCCGCCGAUGACGGUGCCCUCUGGCGACUUGGCGAAAGUUCGAAGGGCGGUUUGCAUGUUGAGCAAUACGACUGCGAUCGCAGAAGCUUGGGCAAGAUUGGAUCAUAAGUUUGAUUUGAUGUACUCCAAGCGAGCUUUUGUUCACUGGUACGUCGGCGAGGGCAUGGAAGAAGGCGAAUUCGCCGAGGCUCGAGAAGACAUGGCCGCUCUCGAAAAAGACUACGAAGAAGUUGGAAUCGACUCCGUCGACGAAGCCAGUCGACACGAAGAAGAUGACAUUUACUAA
Molecule: messenger RNA, 1359 nt
Organism: Oikopleura dioica
Lineage: Eukaryota; Metazoa; Chordata; Appendicularia; Copelata; Oikopleuridae
Source: the annotation of a GenBank genome assembly